Molecule: messenger RNA, 2155 nt
Organism: Manis pentadactyla (Chinese pangolin)
Lineage: Eukaryota; Metazoa; Chordata; Mammalia; Pholidota; Manidae
Gene: EEF1D
Product: eukaryotic translation elongation factor 1 delta
Exons: 6
Coding region: 1-1677 (558 amino acids)
Biological process (GO): translational elongation
Cellular component (GO): eukaryotic translation elongation factor 1 complex; cytosol
Molecular function (GO): guanyl-nucleotide exchange factor activity; translation elongation factor activity
Source: RefSeq, a predicted model, not a curated record
AUGAGGAGCGGGCAGGCCUCCUGUGCCCUGGAGACCGUCUGGGAGGACAAGCGGAAGUAUGGGGAGGCAGAGCGGCGCUUCUACGAGCAGGAGGCCACGCGAGCCGCUGCCACCCAGCAGCUCCUGGCUGAGGCACCAGCCAUGAAUGGGCCAGGUCAGGAGGACACCGAGGACACUGAGGAGGCAGAAGGCUCUGACAGCAGCAGUAGGAACAACGAGGGGAAGAAGCCAGAGCAGAAGAGAAAGUGCUCCCCGAAGAACCGGCUCUGCCCGGUGGACCUGGCCCUUGUGGGCCUCUCGGCCGACCAUGUCUGGCUGGAUAAGCCAUUCUUCGACCAGGCGGAGAGCUCCUACCGCCAGAGGCUGGCAGACACGGCUGCCAGGGCAGCCCAGCCACUUGCCCUAGCCCCCUGGGGUCCCUGCACCCAUGGAACCCAGGUGGCCUGCCACCACAUGACCCGGGGCAUCUGGGUCAACAAGUCUUCCUUUGACCAGGCCGAGCAGGCAUUUGUGGAGUGGUCCCAAGCCCUGCUGCUGGCUGCAGAGGGGCACAGCAGGCAGAGGUCUACGGACACAGGCCAACUGGUGGCUGCCCCCAACCUGGCCCUCGUCUGCCAGCCCAGCCCACCGGCCAGUGGCCAGCCCCUGCUGAGCAGCCUACAGGCGCUGGUGCAGGAAGUAUGGCUGGAGAAACCCCGGUACGAUGCUGCUGAGAGGGGCUUCUAUGAGGCCCUGUUUGACGGCCAUCCCCCUGGGAAGGUGCGCGUGCAGGAGCGAGCCAGCCAGGCUGAGGGUGCCAGGCGGGGCCGCAGAGACCGGCGGGGCCGCAACACCAUGGGAAGCAAGCGAGCUGGGCCUCGGCGUGCCAAUGGGGAGGCCUCCUCUGCCCGGCCCUACUGGUACUUCCUGCACAAGGAUGCUGAGGCCCCUUGGCUCAGCAAGCCCACCUACGAUGGAGCAGAGUGCCGCCACCAGGCUGCUGAGGCCCUGCGCAUAGCCUGGCGCCUUGAGGCUGCAUCCCUUGCUCACCGGCCUGGUGCCCGGUCUGGCCCAUCCAUGUCCAGCCUGAGACCCAACAGGAAAAUGGCCACAAACUUCCUAGUGCAAGAGAAGAUCUGGUUUGACAAAUUCAAAUAUGAUGAUGCAGAAAGGAAAUUCUACGAACAGAUGAACGGACCUGUGGCUGGCACUUUGUGCCAGCAGGAGAACGGCGCCAGUGUGAUCCUCCGUGACAUUGCAAGAGCCAGAGAAAACAUCCAGAAAUCCCUGGCCGGAAGCUCAGGCCCUGGGGCCUCCAGUGGGCCUGGUGGGGAUCCCAGUGAGCUUGUCCUCCGGAUUGCCAGCCUGGAAGCAGAGAACCAGAGCCUGCAAGGAGUGGUGCAGGACCUGCAGCAGGCUGUCUCCAGGCUGGAGGCCCGGCUGAGUGCGCUGGAAAAGAGCUCACCUGCCCACAGGGCCACAGCCCCCCAAACCCAGCAUGUGUCGCUCGCUCAGAGGGGCCCUGCCCCUGCCUGCUCCCCUGCCUUCAACCCUGCCACCGGCAUCCCCGAGAGACUGAAGCCAAGGAGCGUGAUCCACGCCGCGUCCAGUCCCGCCGCUGCGCUGCUCUCCCCGGGGGAGGGGGCCGGCCCGGACUCCAGUGCUGCUAUUUCUCUAUGCACUAGAUCGUAUUUAUGACUCCUGGGGAAAUAUAUCUUAUUUUAACCUUCAAAAGAAGUGAAAGGGAAAAAAAAGUAAUGCACAGUAUUUCUAGCAGGAAAAAAAACAUUUUUUAAGAGGAGGUUUUGACCUGAACCUCCUAGCAUGGGGGCGGGUGCAGAAAGUUUUUAUUUUCAUUUAAAUUGUGUUUUGUUUUGUUCGUGGAAUCUUUUUCAAAGCCUGAUGGCUCUUUGGACUAGGCGGGAGAAGGGCGGAGAGGCCGAUGCGCAGGCCCCCGCAGCCCGCCAGUCCGCCGCCCAGACUCCCGCGGGCACCGCGCGCCCCCACGCCCGCUCCUGCUGAGCGCUCUGAGCGGGAGACGCGCCGACUCGUUGAAAGUUCUGUUGCGUUGUUCGGUUUUGUUGUGUUAUUUUUUUCAUUUGCUACGAAAGUGAGGAAACGGUUAAAAAAAAAAAACACGCAAAGGCAAAAUAAAUCCGUUUACAUCCAAAAGUCA